Molecule: messenger RNA, 1172 nt
Organism: Nilaparvata lugens (brown planthopper)
Lineage: Eukaryota; Metazoa; Arthropoda; Insecta; Hemiptera; Delphacidae
Product: chromosome transmission fidelity protein 8 homolog
Exons: 3
Coding region: 341-688 (115 amino acids)
Biological process (GO): mitotic sister chromatid cohesion
Cellular component (GO): Ctf18 RFC-like complex
Source: RefSeq, a predicted model, not a curated record
GUCAUUCAGGUCACCAGGUGGGAUUCCACCGGUGUGGUGUCCCAGCUUGCUUUCUUUACACAAGGACACCACUGGCCCCCUGCCUGGUUUCCUAAUACGGGUCAGACUUAGUAGUCGAUAGUUUUUUUAUAUCGAUAGCUUGAUACUUUGAAUAUCACGAUACGAAAAUAUCGACUAUAGGAUAUAAUAUCGACUAUAGGAUAUAAUAUCGACAUUUCAAAACUAAUAAGUUCAAGUUCUGUAACUUCUGUUGUGUUUUUCUUUCUUUGAACAAGCUAUUUUAUUUUGUAGUUUAGUUUAGUAUUCAAUAAAACAAUAAUCAUCUAUUUCAAACGCCAAGAUGAGUAUUCCUAUACUAAUAGAUGAUGGUUUGGAGAAGUCCUGGGCAAUAGUAGAAAUUCAGGGUGAUCUGAUGUCUAGAUCAGGUAGUGAACUUUUUGGACAAUAUGUUGGCGAUCUACAUUUUUCCAAAGAGGGCACCCCAAUCUUAAUUAUCGGCCAUCAGCUGCUUUAUGGAAAAGUGAUCAAUCUGGAAAAACCGUUAGCCGUCCUACAUCGCAACAGGAAAACCAGCGAUUCUAACAAACCACAAACUGAAUACAUAGUGAAAGCGCUUGUCAAAAAGAAGUUACUGUUCAAAACACGACCGAAACCUAUUAUAAGUAAUGUACCCAAGCCGGUGUCUUGAUUUCUUCAAUGGUUUGAAUUAACAAUUUCAAGUGAUGUUAUAGAACUGAUAGGUUAUCACCUAAAAGUGUGAUAUUAAAACACGAAACUAAAAGUGUAUUAACUGAUAGGUUAUCAGCUAAAAGUGGGUGGAAUUGAAAAGUUUAAAACGUGGAACUUAAAAGUGUAUAAAUUACAAAUGAAAAUUGUAACUAAAUAGGACAGUUUAGGGAAAUCGGACUGGUUCAAGUAAGGAUAGGCUUUGAGGUGGGUUUGAACGUUGUGGAAAUAAUAAUGGAUCAAAUAAAACAAAGUAAUCCAGCUAUCAUAUUUAUAUUUCACAAAGGAUUACACAACUAUCAAUAACUUAAAUAUAAUAAAUUAGCCUACUAAUAUUAUCAAAAAAUAUAUUUUAUACAUAAAAUAGAAGUAUUGUUUGAUGAUUUUCAUGAGUUUCAAUAUACCUAUGAAGCAUUAUUACAAAUAAAAAAUUUACCAUUUUCUAA